Messenger RNA from Pestalotiopsis fici W106-1, 1155 nucleotides. RefSeq lists its product as uncharacterized. The record is from RefSeq and is a predicted model, not a curated record. Bases 1 to 1155 code for a protein of 384 amino acids. The transcript is spliced from 5 exons. Lineage: Eukaryota; Fungi; Ascomycota; Sordariomycetes; Amphisphaeriales; Sporocadaceae.
AUGUCUGAAAAUAAUAUACCCGGUCCCAGUCGAGCCUUGGAGAUUCAAAUACCAUGUAUUGUUUUCAUGAUUACUACGCCGCUCUUCGUGGGUAUGCGAUUAUGGGCACGAAUCAGGUCGAAAGCAGGCUUUGGAUGGGAUGAUUGGACUAGUUUGGCAUCUGCUACCUUUGCAAUGAUUGUCAUGGCAUUUAUGCUGGCAUCAUGUAGUUAUGGCUUUGGACAACACAUUCGCAACUUGACUCCACAGAAUAAGAUCAUGACCCUCAAGAUGUUCUUUGUGAGUCAGGUCUUUUACAAGUUGACCAUAAACACGACAAAAAUGUCAAUUCUGUUCCUUUACCUACGUAUCUUUUUGCAGCGCUGGUUCCGGAUAGCCUGUUACAUACUACUCGCCGUUGUCGCCUCAUACAUGAUCGCCGCCUUCUUCGCCUCGGUUUUUCAGUGCACGCCGGUGCCUCGGGCAUGGAACAAGACAAUCGCCGGGACAUGCAUCAACAUCACGACCAACUGGUAUGCCAAUGCGGGCUUUUCCAUUGCCACCGAUCUCACAAUCUUGGCGCUUCCGAUGCAGCCGAUAUACACUUCGAACCUUAGGAUGAGGCAGAAGGUGGCCGUCAUGGUUUUAUUUGCCCUUGGUGCAUUUGUGGCGGUCACAAGUAUUCUUCGUAUGCAGACUCUCGACUUUUCUUCAAGCAGCCUGGAUACAACUUACGACCUCGACUCUUCCAUCUGGACAAUGAUUGAAGAGAACAUUGCCAUAAUAUGCUCAUGUCUUCCGAUGAUGCGCGGACCUCUAUCCAUUUGCUUCCCAGCAGUCUUCACGCCACGAUCGGCCAAGGAUACCUACGAGAGCGGAGGGGUCUCCAACGGGGACAGCACAACGGGCUCCGGGGGAUUGAGAUCCCCGCGCAAUCAAUGGACUCAGCUUCACGGGUAUCCCGACAAUCGCGCGGGCAUCAACCUCAACGAGAUAAGCGCGAUCCAGAAACGUCUUUCCGAAGACAGCACCGGUCAAAUCUUACCCGCGACUAACAACCGCAGCCACAAGGUGCGGACGCCCAGCGACGCCAGUGGGAUUCGAAAAGUUCUACAAUACCAAGUUUCCUACACACAACGCGAAGUCAACAGCUCGAAUGGAGAAGACAAGACCUGA